AUGCGGACGUAUUUUGUGAUAAUUUGUGUAGUCACCAUUUUCGCAAGUUAUGCGAUAACGGCCGUAAAUUGUUCCGAGUCAAUUUUCAAAGAAUUCACAACGCACGGUGGCUCUGUGAUUAAAGACGGCUCUAAGGUAGGUAGAAAAUUGUCAUCUCCAUUUCAAUCUAGGGAAAAUAACGGAUGACUCAUAUAUAUAAAGCUAAAUGUCGAAAUGAUUAUAUAUAGGCGGGUAUGUAUCAAAAUAAAAUAACAUAACAUAAUUCCGUUGAGAUUUGAGCCUUUCGAUCUCCUAGGUGGAAAACGUGGUAAUUAUUAUUCAUAUGAAAGCUUUGGAUUGACAGCAAUGCAACUACUUGAAAAAUACAAGAAGAACUUCAGAAUAAGUUUACUAUAAAUAUGAUAAAAUUCUCCUUGUAUUUUUUCAGGUAUAGUUGCGUCUCUAUCAACCCAAAGCUAGUUGAAGCUUUCUUAUUAUUGGCCUACCUAUCAAGUUAUGUGAAGUACUAAAAGUAGAAUUAUAACUCUUAGAACUGAUUAAAACUGAUUAUAAUUAUGUAUCUAAGAGCUUUAUCAACAUAUCAAGAAGAGCCAUUACAUGGAAGGGGAAAAAACAUAAUAUAAAGACAAAACAAAAAGCAAAUAAUAACCACGUAACUGGUAUAUCUAAGAGUCGAUAUUAUAUAUCAUAUCUAUAUUUCAUGACAUAACGCUUUUGGAAUGUGCCCUGUCGUACCGUUGUUAGUAGAGCAGUUGAUAAGGGACAACGCAGUUAAUAUAAUAGAAAUAUAAAGAGAAAUUGCAUGUAGGUUAUGAGAUCUUUCUUUUACCGCGAAAUUUCAAUGUGAAGUGUUCCAAUUCCACAUAAGAAAUAAUUAUUUUACAUGUGAAAUUAAUUUCAGAUACAUACUUAGCCUCUAAUUUUGCAUGUGAAAAAUCGGGAAUUAAAUGCCUAAUAUUAACAUUUUAGCUCACGUAAUAAUAAUAUCACACAAUUUUGUAUCGAUCUCUAUAUAGAUCAUCUACUGUCCUGCAGGUCCACCGGGUCCCCCUGGACCACCUGGCGCCCCUGGCGUUCCAGGACGUGAUGGUAAGGAUGGCCAGACUAUGAUUGAAGUGAAUAAACAUGGUCGUUUUUGUACAAAACCUGUACCAUGUCCACCACAACCACCGUGUCCCCCACCCACCCCUUGUGUCCCAGCUGUCCCAAGGUAAGAAAUUCGUGAAUGUUAAUGGUGUAAGUUUUCAGUAAAAAUUUAAGCCAGUACGGUAAUAAUUUGUUAGUGACUGAGGUAUUUUGCCAGUACCAAGCAAAAGUAAUGCGUUAAACCGAAUGUGUCAGUUUUGUUUUAAGACUAUUUUAGGGACGGACGUCGUCACGUCGACCAUUAUUAGACAGAUUUAGAUCAAGGACGCGGACGUCAAAGACGACGUGAAAAUGGCGUGUUGUGCCCAUGUAUGGAUAUGCCACGCCAUUCUCACGCGUCGUCUUUGACGUUCGCGAUCUAAAUUUGUCUAUUUUUUUGGAGGAGGACGGGGUGAGAAAUCCUUAAAAAAACGAAAACAAAAAGAACAAAAAAGGUUGCAAGAACGAAAAAGUCCAAAUAAAUUAUUUGCACAUUAUGAGAAGCGAAAAAAUAGUAGCUUUUGUAAACUUGAUAAGCUGUUUUGUUUAUUGAUUAAUGAAUUUCUCACUCAUGGAUGAGCGGAUAUUUCCCAGCAGGCUAUUACGUCAUUGAUAGGGGAUCCGAGGUAUCUACGAUGUAACUUCUAAGUCAGGAAUUUACUGUUGUCAGUGUGAAGGUAUCGCUACCCUCUCUCCUCAGUUAUUUUAAGACCUUGAGUAGAGGUCCGACCCAGGAUCGAACAGGCCACAUGUGCUGGUGAAGCGUCAAGAAGCAGCCGCGAAAAAUUGUUUGCAAAGACAGCGAUAAACAAAAAAUUGCUUGUGUUGAAGAAACGUUUAUCCCCCCUUCUGGAAAAUAACGGUCCGUCCCUUAUCGUGUGAUGUUUCUUAACACCCAAAUAUACCUAAUACCAACAUAGACGUCUUUAAUUCAUUUGUACGUUCAUGAAAAAUACUCUCACACCAGAACUUCUAUGUACUAAUUAGUUGACUCAUAUGUACCGUACAUUUAGGCCCACUCCAACACCUAUUCCUCUGGGCACUCGUGAAAACCCUGCGUGGUCGUGUCAAGAGAUAUAUGCAUUAAACCCAAACACGAAUAGCGGUCCUCAUUGGUUGAAGACACCUCAUGAACCUUAUCAGGUAUAUAGAAGGACAUGUUAACUACAUUGUAUUGACGUUACCCAUACACCGUACAUUGUCAUCACCUCAGUAUUUAUACAUGAACUUGUGGUUAGAGCUAGACAACUGUCUCUCUGUAACUCAGUUGGUUAGAGCGUUGUACCGGAAUCGCAGAGCCGCAGAUUCGAUUCCUGUCAGAGGGCUGAUAGUUGCAUUUUUCGCAACUGCUCCUACUUAGGUCUAAGAAAUAUAUAAAAAUUCCACUUGAAAUUUCCAUCUACAAAACCCUUUUACAAUUAGCCAUUCCGAAGUUGAUGAGAGGACUGGGAACGAGUAUUAAAGUGCCCAAAUUAAGAAAUGAACCAAAUCACUAAAAAGACCACCUCAAAAUUAGUAUGUAUACAAAGUUUGAAGACGUUUACAUGAAUACCCUUCGAAUAAUAAGCUUUCAAAAAUUGUGAAAAGUACAUUUCAUAGUAAAUAUCACAAUUUUCGAAAGCUUAUUAUUCGAAGGGUAUUCAUGUAAACGUCUUCAAACUUUGCAUACUUACUAAUUUUGAGGUGGUCUUUUUAGUGAUUUGGUUCAUUUCUUAAUUUGGGCACUUUUUAACACUCGUCCCCAGUUCACUCAUCAACUUCGGAAUGGCUAAUUAUUGACGUUACUGUUUAUUAUAAGGCACUUUAUUUCAUUAUCGUCAUAUAUGAAUCAAAACAAAAUGAGGAACUAAUUAACUACGGUAACUAAUUAACUAAGUGCAGCUAACUAAUUAUUUAACUAGCUAACUAAUUAGCUAACUAACGUACAAAAUAAGCAAGUAACUAACUAGCUGGCUAACUAAUUGUUUAAAAUACUGACUAACUAAUUAACUAAUAUAACUUACUAACUAAACAAUUGAGUAACAUACUAACCCAUAACUAAGUAAUUAACACACUGAUGAACUGAACAACUAAAUGACCAACUUUAUUUCUAUUGCUUGAAUAUAAGUUGAUCAAUUUUAAAAUACGGUCUCCGCGGAGUUCCAGCAAGAGGCAUCGAUCACUUGACCAGUGUCAAGGCUGGCUUACACCAUCAAAGUUUCUGUGAUCACAGUACAGAGGAAUUUUGCAUUUUGAGGAAUUUGUAGGAAAUGAUUGAGGGAACUGAGUCAACUGACUCAUGUGUAAACAAGGAUUCAGUUCCCUCAAGCAUUUCUUACAAAUCCUUCGAAACCUAGAAUUUGCCUAUGCAAAAUUCCCACUGUGAUCACAGAAAAUGUGAUAGUGUAAUGGUGCCUUUAAUGAUUAUACAGCAACAUCAGAAUACCUAUAAGUACCCGAGAAACUCGCAGUGUAAAACCUGGUAGAGUGCGAAUGAAAUCACUUUUCCCACAUGCAACUGCGACGAGAUUACAAUCAGAUAACUGCAUAUUGCAGGGAUCGAACCCCGUUCACAGAAGUGUGAACUACCAACACCUCACCACAAUGUACCAACCAUCCUCUAGGUGCACUGUGAAAUGGUAAAGGAAAAUGGUGCUAACCGUGGUGGUUGGACGCUGGUAGCCAGAGUAGAUGGACAUACCAAUGACUUUGCUGGUAUCAGUCCAACUUGGACGAACUCUGAUUUAAUUAACGAGGAAGAAGGGACAGAUUUAACAAAGACCAAUUCCAUGAAGAACUAUGGUUGGGGAAAUAUCAUAAGUAAUCAAUUAAUGGCAUGUUUUAGUGGCCCUCACGAGCACUGCGCAACGUUUACGCACAAUAAAGAGAUGACGCUUGCUAGUUUAUUCAAGACACAGUUCGCUGUGGAAACAUCGGAACAUUAUACGUUCAAAUCGUUGAUGGGGAAGUUUGGUAAAGCAUUGGAUGUAUCUGAACUGAAGACGGUAAUAGAUAUUGAAUUUUUACAUACAGUAUAUCGGGAUUUUGUAUGAAAAAUUUCAAAAUCGAAAUUUUUUUCUCGCUUGGAAAAAGUGCUUGAUGUUCCUGGUAUCCUAAUCUGUCCUUUGAAGUGUUCCUUAAAUGUGCGUAAUAACGAACAUGGAAAAUUUGCCCGCACAUUGCGCCAUUAAGGUUUUGACAACGAACUACCAUUUAUGUUUAUCAAUAUCCAUGCAGUCUCUAUGGCGUAGCCAGCCCGACAAUUUAGUCCCGCUCAUAGAUAUCUUAUAUACACUAGAUAGCGCAUCUCUUUAAGUAAAAUUGAAGCCAAGAAUAUUCCAGCGGUUACCCCCAUUUGAAUAGGCGGCCAUGUUGGAGUUUCCCACUCGCUAAUAAACGUUUAAAAAACAACAAUAACUUUCAUCAUUUGAACAGUUUGAAAAUGUAUUUGGAAUAGGUUUAACUUAAUGUUUAAGUUCCCUGUUUAAGAAAUAGAAAACAUACGAGUCUUCUCAUUUCAUGGGAAUAUCCUGAGUCUGCAAUCACGGCUUCAAUUUUUGAAUUGCAGAAUAAUUAGAUGCACUAUCUAGUGUAUAUAAGAUAUCUAUGGUCCCGCUAUGCAAAUUCAAAAUUAUUAUCAUCAUUCAUCUCUUUAGAAAUUGAUUUUUUUCACAGUCAAUGAACACGAAAAUUUUUGCAUAGCGGGACUAAAUCGUAAUUGGGCUGGCUACGCUACUGUGCAGUCUAUGCAAACACUUUCCGUAAAUGCUUUGCUCAGGUCAAAGGCGCUUCAUGUGUAUGACAACGAAAUAUCUAAUGUCUUACGAAUAACGGACGAUAUGCAAAUUAGGAAACUGGAGAUGAUUGAACGCGACUGGCACUACAGCUUUGACCGCGAUUGGCACUGCAGCUUGAUAAAAGUUUUUGGUGUAUAGGGUUUUAAAAAUAUAACUUUAGCGCAUCAAAAUAAAACAUGAAUUUUGUUAGACAUUAAUUGACUGUAUACUUUUAUUCCAGGAAUGGUGUGGUAUAAACUUGGGUGACCUAUGCAGUUUGGCGCACCCACCCAGCAAGUACCAUGGAACACAUGUGUGUAGGAUUGGGUGUAUAGGCGACUCCAGUGAUGGCAGCUGUCAUCCACAAGACUACGCUUUAGGUAAGUUUUAGUUUAUUGUACGUUAUUGUUUAUCGUUUCUGACUCGUUGGUGAGCAAAUUCCCCAACAGAGAUUGCCCAGUUGAUAGGGAAUCCGAUGUACCUACGAUUGAACGUCCUUAUCCGAGAAGACGCGAAAGUCUAACCAUUUACUGUCGUUCCAAUUGAAGUGUUGCUCAAAUAUUGAUUGUAAAGGUUGUUCUUUCUCUUCAAUUAUUUUAAGACCUUGAAUAGAGGUCCUAAAAUAGAGAAGCAUACUUUUUAAGUUUGUUUGCCGCUUGUGAAACGUAUCAAGAACUAAAAAAAAAAAUUCUAAAAUUCGAAUAUAGUCAUAUAACCAGUGGAAGAGUAUAUAUAUUAUAUUCAUGAGUUUUUAGCGCGUGUUACAUAACAUACAAAUGAUUCUCUUCUUAAAUAAUAAAUUAAUACGAUUUGCCAUCUUUUUCAAGGUAUUGGAGUGGCUGUAUGUCAUCGUAACCAUAGGGACAAGAGAUGUGCUUUGAAAGAUACCUCUAGCAAAAGUCUGUAUUAUAAAACGUUGCUACACAAACGACAUGGAAGUUAUUCUCAGACUGCUUUUAUUUACAUCAAAUAA
This is a messenger RNA of Paramuricea clavata, 5853 nucleotides long. Lineage: Eukaryota; Metazoa; Cnidaria; Anthozoa; Malacalcyonacea; Plexauridae. The record is from the annotation of a GenBank genome assembly.